Chelonus insularis is the source of this 1282-nucleotide messenger RNA. RefSeq names its product L-lactate dehydrogenase-like. Bases 146 to 1282 code for a protein of 378 amino acids. Gene Ontology annotation, molecular function: L-lactate dehydrogenase (NAD+) activity. NCBI's taxonomy places the organism in Eukaryota, Metazoa, Arthropoda, Insecta, Hymenoptera, Braconidae. The transcript has 8 exons. The record is from RefSeq and is a predicted model, not a curated record. Gene Ontology annotation, biological process: pyruvate metabolic process; lactate metabolic process.
CAGGAUGCUGCGGAAAAGAUUAUUUCUUUUAGUAAAAAUCUCAAGAGCUAGAGGAUCAUAUCCAGCUUCUAAUGUGUUACUACACCAAGUGACGACGCUGGGUGUAAAUUUCACCAAGGAAACCUGCUAAGAAGCCAGAUUUACAAUGGAAGAAGUCUUCAAUAAAAACGACAAACAUGAAGAAAGUAUAAAAGAAAAUAUUAAAAAGGACGAAAAGCUUGACCUUCGGGGACCUAUCAUAACAACGACGAAAAAUGCUUUAAUAACGACUCCACCAAAUUUUUGUGAAUCCCUUCAUCCUCAUCGAGUUAAAGUGUCAAUUGUUGGGAUUGGAAAUGUUGGAAUAGCUUGUGCAAUAGCCAUACUGAUGAAAAGAAUGGCCAGCGAAGUCUGUCUGAUCGACAAGAAUGCCGUGCGAGCAGAAGCCGAAGCUGAAGACAUCCGGCAUGCUGGCAUUUUCCUGGGCAAUCCAUUGAUCAUUGGUACAUCGGACAUAACUAUGGUAAAGGAAUCAGCAGUGGUGAUCAUUGCAAUUGGUGAACCAGCACCUGGAGAACGACCCAAUAUCAAGCACAAUUUAGAAAUAUUCCGUAUAAUCAUACCAAAAAUCGCAAAAUUUGCUUGCCGAUCUGUUCUUUUGGUAGCUACAAGACCUAUUGAAGUUAUGUCUUAUGUUACUUGGCGGCUAUCCAAGUUUCCAUCGCCACGUGUUCUUGGACCUGGUACUCUUGUUGACACGGUGAGAUAUCAAUACCAUCUCAGCAAGAAACUUGGACUUGCCAAUACGUCAAUUUAUUGCAUGAGUAUUGGAGCGCAAGAUGCAUCAGUUCCAGUAUGGCAAAGUGUCCAUGUAGCAGGAAUAAAACUACAUGAGAUAAACCCAAAAAUGGGUGAAUCAGAUGAUCUUGAAAAGUGGCACGAGGUGACGAGUGCAGUGAACGAGAUGGAAACAAAGUUAACGAGUGAAAAGGGUGAGAAAGGACCAAGUUGUUGGUGCUUAGCUCUUUGUACAGUUGAGAUUGUCGACGCUAUUCUAAGGAACACGAAGGUCGUACUCCCAGUUGCGACGUACAUCCAAAGCUGCAGCCAUGGGACCGACAAGGACGUCUACAUGUCUUUACCUUGCGUUCUGGGAAGUGGAGGCGUGCAUCACAUAGUGAGACACAAACUUACAGAACACGAGAAGUCAGCGUUUCAGGCAUGCGCUGAUGGAAUUCAAAACGUUCUGCGUGAGUGCGGGAUUCUUCAGGAACCACACGAUGACGAUGAUCGAGUACUAUAA